UUUUUAUCUAUCAAGGGUCUCAACAGUCAAGAGUUGUGAAAUAAAUUAAUAAGAAGGAGCAUGAAGAAUGGCAGGAUAAGUGGUAAGGUUAGAGGAAGGAUAGCGUCAAAAACGCGGCGUGUCGUGUUUGAUCACGGGCAUCCCGAGUCGAGCCACAGCAUGGUCGAAUGGCUUGUGACUUCUCCAUCUUGAAUGUUCCUUCCUGCCACCGUGACGCAGCGAGGGAUGCGCUGUGUGUGAUUCUGCGAGCGUCGACCGCGUGGUGCUGGGAAACAUCUGGUAACGGGAGAUCAUACUGAACAGUUCAAUGGAGGAAUUUCAUGAAGAAAACAUAAUCAUUGACAUAGAAGAUGACAAUGAUGGUAGUGAAGAAGAAGGUGGCAACAAUGAACAGGAAGAUAAUGACAGUGAUGAAAAUAAAGAAGGCAACAACAAUGAGGAGGAAAAUAAUGAGAGUGAUGAUAAUGAAGGCAAUAAUGAUGAACAGGAAAAUAAUAACAAUGAUGAUAAUGAGGAGGGCAAUAAUGAUGAGCAGGAGAAUAAUGAUAACAAUGAUAAUGAAGAAAACAGUAGUGAGAAUGAAAAUGAUGAGAAUAAUGUUUGUGAAGAAGACAGUAACAAUGAACGGAGUGAUGUAUCAAGUAAUAAUGGAGAUAAUGAGAACAGUGAUAUGGAAGACAUACAAAGAGUGAAAGCUGAGACACACAAUCAGCAAUGCAUUGAAACAAGAGUUGAUGUGGAAUGUAUUCCACAGGCCAAGAAUGGUCCCAGUUGUGAGAAUAGAUCCACUACCUGGAAUGGGACUCCUCAGAGUAAAAAUGCACAUAAAAAACAGAAUUGUAAGAAAUGGAAAGGGAAGGGAAAAUCAAGCAAUGCAACUGAUGGAAUGAAGGUUCAUGAACUGUGUCAUAGACAAGGUCAUAAAGCAUACAAGAGUGGUGCUUGCAGGAAAAAUGUAGCCAGUGUUAAAAAUCCUCCCAACAGCAAGUGUCCUGAUGCUUCUGGUGGAAGUUUAAUAAAUGUGAACAGUUCAGUACAGCAGAGUAAUUCUAACCCAAAAGAUAAAAGCAUCAGCAAAGGUGGUAACAGUCAAGUUUGGAAGAACACAAGCAUUGAUAAUUUGAACAAAAACAAUAACAGUAGUAACACCAACAACAGUUCAAGUGGAAAUGAUAACAAAUAUGGAAGCAGUAAUGACAGUAACAAUAAAGGAAAAGAUAACAAAAAUAACAACUUUAAUAAUAACAAUAACAAAAAUAAUAACAAAGGCAACAAUAAUAACUACAACAGCAACAAGAACCAGAGCAACAACUACAUGAAUAACAACAACAAUAAGCAAAAGGGUGAGCAGUCAACCAGAAACCUCCUUAAAGAAGCAAAAGAAGUUGUAAACACCAUCUUUAAGAAGAGGUUGUGCAUGCAGCCCUUGGACAGUCCCAUACUCAAGUUUCACUACAGACUUACAGUGCUGUUGUUUGUGAUACUGUACACAAUAAUACAGGCCGGUUGGAUAUUUAAGGAAUCCAUCUUCUGUGUGUAUGGCAAUAAUGCUGAGGCUACAGUCUCAUACUAUAUCAAGAACUUUUGCCUGACAUACCCCUUCGUAAAUGAAGAUCAAGAUGAUGAUCAGAGUCAACGGCGCUACCUCUUAUUUUAUCGGUGGACACACCACUCAUUUUUGAUCCUAGCAUCUCUGUUUUACAUUCCACGUGUAAUUGCCAAGAUUUUAGAUAACCCUCGCCUCAAGCAGCUGGUGCAUGACCUGGCUCUGGGAGAACAUCGGUAUGAUACUUCAAAGUGGGAGCAAGACACUAACAUGAUGCUGCAAUACAUGAACAGUCAUGCUUCCACUCAUGGCUAUCUUUACUUCUGGCUCAUUAUCUGUCACAUGGUGGCUUUGGCUGUUGAUUGUGCAGUUUUUUUUUAUUUUGACUACAUGCUUCAGGGACACUUCAUGGAUCUGGUGUAUUCUGCAUACCCUCUCCACAGGGACCCACAGUUUUUUACAGAUUAUUUGUCCCGUACAUUUCCUCCCUUUGUGAGAUGUAGACUUGAAAAACAGAUACUGAUCAAUAAUGAACGUGAGGAAGAGCUUGGCUGCCACCUCCUCUUGAUGGAUAUAUAUGAUAAAAUGUUUGUUGUGAUAUGGUUGUGGUUAGUGUUUCUAAUUUUGUGCACAACCAUUACUUUACUUGCUCUUUGCUUGUGGGUAAUACCUCCCUUCAACCGACUGUUCCUAGAUAUACGGACAAAUUCAAAACAUUUGAAAGAAACGAGAAAUAAGAUUGUAAAGCAAUACUGUUUUUCUGAUUUGUAUGUUCUGUACCUGAUGAAGCGUCACAGAAGUGAGACUCAGUUUUCUAUGUUAAUGUCAAAACUUAUCCAUUCUGAAGAAUCUUACGAUAUGUCGUCGACAUUAAGUAAGAAAAAGAGUAAAGUCACCUUUAAGGAUGAGAUGAUGUCAAAGACUGAUCACUUGCUGGAAUCAUCACCAAGCUCAGGAAAGGAACAGUGGUGUACAAAGAACACACUCCAUUAUAGUCCAAUAUUUCCACAUGAUGAGGCCUUACGCAGCCGCAGAGUUGACACCUCAACUCCUUAUUCUGAUUAUGAUGCUGAGAUUUCUUUUCCCAGAAACUUCAUCAAACAUGAGUAUAAAGUAUAGGUCCUAUAUAAAGAAAAGUAUUUUUCAAAAAAUCACAAAUUUGCUAAAAGAUUAUAUGGGGCAUCCUGUGAGUUCAAGAACAUACUUCAUAAUAUGGUAGUUUGUGAUUCUUAGUGAAAAAUACACAUAUAUUGUGGACUGAAUAAAUCAUUCCAGCAGCAUUUCUGUGCUCAGUGAAUACUUAGAACCAAGUCUUCAUAAACACUCUUUCAACAAUGUUAGGUCAUGAUUUCAGUGAAGUUAAAGUUUUCAAAAUAUGUGUGUAUGUGUUCAUAUGCGCUUACCUAAUGUACCUGAUUUAGUAAAACUGGUGGUGUUCUGCCCCUGCUCCCCCCCCCCCCUCUCUCUCUCUCUCUCUCUCUCUCUUCAUAAACACUCUUUCAACAAUGUUAGGUCACAAUUUCAGUGAAGUUCAAGUUUUCAAAAUAUGUGUGUAUGUGUUCAUAUGCGCUUACCUAAUGUACCUGAUUUAGUAAAACUGGUGGUGUUCUGCCCCUGCUCACCCCCCCCUCUCUCUCUCUCUCUCUCUCUCUCUCUCUCUCUCUCUCUCUCUCUCUCUCUCUCUCUCUCUCUCUCUCUCUCUCUCUCUCUCUCUCUCAGUUUUAUGGAUAUUACAUGAUUUCAUAAUUUUGCCUUCCAUCCUACCAAAACCUCUAUUUGGUGAUGGAAAUUUUUGUAUUUGAUGUGCAUCUCUUUCCUUACCUUCAAUUUAUGCCUGCUUAUAUUUCCACUUUCUAAGACAAAAAAUUAUUUGUUUAAAUCAUUCACCUCUUUGACUGUGGUAUCAAGGUGAUUUAAUUUUUUUGCACUAUUUGAUGUGUAUGUUUGUGUGAAUUUUUUUUCUUCAGAUCAUUAACCAGUGAUAUUUUUAUACAUGUUUUGUAAUGUUUCAUGAUUCAUUUGAAUUGUAUCCUUGAAUUAUUUGCUCCAGUAUUUUUUUUCUCAUGGAUUCAUUUAUUAUGAUUCAUUUGAAUUGUAUCCAUGAAUUAUUUGCUUCUGUAUUUUUUCUCAUGGAUUCAUUUAUGUACUUUUAUUUUUCUUUGUACUUUUUGCAUAUACAGUACUCACAGAGUUAUCCAGUGCAGUACCUUUCUUUGCAUAUACUGGUAAAGUUAUCCAGUACAGUGCAAAAAUUCUCUAAAUUGUUUUUAUUUAUUCUUAAUUUUAUUUUUAUUUUUAAUUGCAUUUGAUAAUGUAAUACUCUUGUUAUUUAGUUCUUGUAAUUAUAUUUUUCUCUUACAAUACAGUAGUAGGCUUACAUUCUUUGAAUGUGUAUUUAUAAGUUUGUAUAUUUAUAUUGGAAAUACUUUAUAAUGAUUAUUAUUCUUCAUGAUAAUGUAUUAGAGAUAAGACCAGAAUGCUUUUGUAACUUACUGUGAGUCAUAAAACUGUAAGUUACUAAAAGGAAAGGGGGUAAAGAACUUUAAAUUAUUAUCUUGGGAUCUACUACAUACCUACAAAUAUUAAUUUUUAUUAUUAGUUAUUUUUAUAUGUUAUAAUUUUGUUUUCAAUUUUCUUUGGCACCUCUUCCCUUUGCAAAAUUUUGUAAAGAGAUUGGUUUGCAUUAUAGCCAGUAGAUAUUAGGGCAAGUCUUAAAAAAAAAAAAUGUGCAGGCAUGUAGCCUCAGGAAUGUGGAUGUCAACCAGCUGUUAGGUGCCUUUCAUUUAUUAUUUUUACUUUGCUUUAAUAUUAAUUAUGUGUCUGCUUAUUUAUUAUUUUCUUUAGCUUCCUAGGUGUUAUCUAGGAUGUAUAGGAGGUAGCAAGUUAUAUGCAUAGAAAAUUAAUGAGAAGGUAAAGUCUGUCAACUAAUUAGUAGACAUCUUAGGAUUACCUUAUUUAUGCUAGUUUUAUUAUUUUUUGGAAAUAGUUUUGUUAAGAAAAAAAGUAAUAUGCUCUCUCUCAAAUAAAAGUAAUAGCUACA
Molecule: messenger RNA, 4586 nt
Organism: Scylla paramamosain (green mud crab)
Lineage: Eukaryota; Metazoa; Arthropoda; Malacostraca; Decapoda; Portunidae
Exons: 8
Coding region: 308-2665 (785 amino acids)
Cellular component (GO): gap junction; plasma membrane
Molecular function (GO): gap junction channel activity
Source: RefSeq, a predicted model, not a curated record